GCUGUGUAUUGAUCUUAAUCUAAAUGCCUAAUUGUCUAAUCAGAUCUCCGAUCUGAAUAUCCUGUUGUGCAGUUUUUGAGGUUUUAUUAUAGAAAUUGACCCUCAAUGGCCCUUUGACAAUAAACAAAUAAACAGGAAAUUGGCACCUACGGGGGCAUCAGUGCAAUUAACAGGAGAUGCACAGCAAGGAUUGUCAUGCCAAACAUUCCUUAAACUAGGCCUUUAAUAAUAAAUAAAAAGGUCAAAAUAUUGUGUAUGCCCUUAAUCAAUCGUUUUUGUACUUUCAGUUCCACUUUUAAAUCAGCCGAUAUACGAGUCAGAUUCGAGUUUCUUUGUCAUGCAGUGAAGUACCCUGAUAUAAAAUUGAUUGGUUAUCCUAUUUUAAUGAUAUAGAUAAGCAAUGUUCCUAAUCUAGUGACAUGUAAAGUAACAGAGCUGUGUUCUAUAUUGAAUCUUAAAUUCUAAAGCAGUUUGAAAUGAAUUAUUAUAAGAACAACAAAAAAUCGAUAUUUCUAUAAUGCUUUAUCAUUUAUUUUUGUACUAUUUUAUUAUAACUCAAUGAUUUAUUUCAUCAGGUUUGUGGUGUGAUUAUGUUACAAAAAAGGGUAAAUUGCGGAUUUUUUAUUUGAAUAUACAUUUAAUAGUCUAUAUAUAGUUUAUAUGAAAUAGAGUACCACGGAAACCAGCUGCAGUCCGCUUACCUUGGUAACGAUGGGUCUGCAGUUCACAUUACCUCGUUCAAUUGCUGGAUUAGUCACAUCGACAAUUGGUCUAUCACUCCUUUUGCUCGUAUUGACUGUAUUGUGGAGAAUACAUAUGCAACCUCCGCCAUUGGUGAGCAGCACGCUCUGUGUGACAUGCGAUGACAUCAAACAAACGUUCCCUUACAAUGCCGCAGACCACGUAAUUGAUGCAUGGAGACAAAUACAUAACGAGUCGGUGUGUUGUGGUCCCGUUCGCAGAGUUAUGGAGCUCCGCAUUCAAAACGAGAUUGCAAAGCAAUACGAAAACACACUAUCAAAUUCGAGUCUACUCUUGGACUGUGAGAGGGUGGAAUUGAGCACACCUACAGCGAAGUUGGUUGGAGUGGUAGAUAACAUUCCAAGUCACAUCGGCCAAGGCCAUUCAGCACUGCUUUGGAACAAACACGGCCUCACAUUCACUGCAAACAAAUGCAUUCAUCUCGAGCUUGAGGGAGAUAUCUUCAUCAAGAAAUCAGGCUACUUCAUAGUAUCUUCAACGCUGAUUGUUAAUACCACAGGAAAGAACAAUAAAACACAAAUAUUCGGACACAACCUUAAUCUGCUGUCCCACAAAUAUGGAACAACAAGUGUUCUUAUGCAUCGCCAAAAAUCUAUCAACGAAUCCGACAAUGUUAUUUUUACAAGUUUUAUAUCCGCGGUUUUUAAGUUGCAUGUAAAUGAUAGAAUAUCUAUAUCUGUCAGCGAUCCAAAUUAUUUAGCUAAUGACAAUUCUAACGACCAUUUCACUGCAUACUACACGUACGAUAUGUCGUAAAUCCGUUCAUCUUGUCCAUACCAAAAUAGUUUGUAUCGGAAAGCACGGAUUACAUUUUGUCUGUCUUUAAAAAUUCAAAAGUUUGAUUUACCAUUUUGUUUGAAAAUGAAUCGUCCAUUCAAUAAUAUUGUUUAACCUUCGCUGUAUCAACAAGACUUAUCUAAGAGUGUUUCAUUGUAAUUGACACUGAUGCAGUCACUUAUCAUUAUUGUGUAUUUUUCGUCAUAUUACUUACACAGCUUUAAUGUGGUUGUUUGUAUUGAUUUUUGACUCUGACCGAUUAAUUUUAUAGUUAGAAAAACAAGCGCUUAUGUAAACACAGUGUAAUUUUGUUAUGUUUUAUUGCAAAAAAGCAACAUAAGCAUUGAAUGUGUUGUAACGUUUCAAUCACGGAUCAUAUUAACCUGAUGUGUAAAGUCUGUCUAUCAACACUCCAACGUUUGGUUUACAGUUGUGGUUGACAAUGCUUCAUUCAUUCAAUAGUAUUUUUCAAUCUUCGCUUUAUCGACAAGUUGUAUCAAAGAGUUUUUCAUUGUAUUUGACAUAGAUGCUUUCAUUUAUCAUUAUUGUGUAUUCUUCGCUAUAUUACUUAGACAGCUCCAAUGUUGUUGUUUGUACUGUGUUUGACACUGACCGAUUAAUUUAAUAAUAAGAAAAACAAAGUGCUUUUGUAUACACUAAUGUAAAAUAUGUAAUUGUGUGCUGCAUUGUAUGUGUUGUAAUGUUUGAAUCACGGAUCAUAUCAACCUGCUGUGAAAUACAUUGAUACUGAAUACAAGUUCUUCUCCUU
Molecule: messenger RNA, 2308 nt
Organism: Mya arenaria
Lineage: Eukaryota; Metazoa; Mollusca; Bivalvia; Myida; Myidae
Exons: 4
Coding region: 712-1518 (268 amino acids)
Biological process (GO): immune response
Cellular component (GO): membrane
Molecular function (GO): tumor necrosis factor receptor binding
Source: RefSeq, a predicted model, not a curated record